UCUGUUUUACGCGCUGCAAAUGAACGCCACAUUUGAGCUCUAUUUAUAGCGUUUGCCUUAUUCCUGGGACGUUAAAAGCAGCUUUGGCGUUGCGUAAUUCACGCAGUAAUAACAAAGGGAUCACUGUGUAUAAGUUCAGCCCGAACCCGAGUCCAGACGGCACAGUUAGACCUUCUUCUUCCUCUUCUUCUUCUUGUGCUGAUGCUGCUGUACAACAAAAACUCCUCAGUCACAGUCAUCAUCGUCAUCCUCAUCAUCACCACAGUGCUCAACAGGAGCCCCGAUGUCUGCCCGGACCGCAUUCACAGCUCGGUCAUGUGUGAACUUGAACGUGAGGGCAGGAAAUAAAGCGCGCUCCUCCGUUAUUGGCACAUCGUGCGUAACAGGGAAGUAAGCAUAACCUACUUUCUGCGCUGCUGAAAGUUGCCUUCAACCCGUGCGAACUGCUCGGCUCUCCAAGCUGCUCUCUCCUCGGUUCAGAAGAAGCUUCUUGAAGGACACAGUUGGAGCUAAAAUUAAGUGAUGGGGCCCGGAGAGGAUCAGUAGGGUAUUCGGACUGGUGGAGGACUUAUGAGACAGAGGAGGAGGAAGAGGCGACGGACCGGAGCGCUCUUUUUUUUUCAAUGUUUUGAGAUCUGUGUUUAACUGAAGCCCUGCUUGAUCAUGGCCCAGUGGGUACACAUGUCCCAGAUGAUACAGUGCCUGCCUGAUGAGACCAUCAACAACCUCUAUCCCCCAUCCGCCUUCCCCAUUGAAGUCAGACAUUUUUUAGCUGAAUGGAUUGAGAGCCAAAGAUGGGACGACUUUGCGCUGGAGAAGGUGGAGCAGGAGAGCCAGGCUCAGGCUCUGUUGGACCAGACCAUCAGCUUGCUGCAGUCGAUUGCUCAGCAGAACGCCAACGUGGUGGACCGGAUGAAGCUGAUGCAGAUCAGCAGGAACAUGACCAUGUUUCAGCCGCAGCCUCUGCAGUUUGGCGUGAUGGUCAGGGACAUCCUCAGGAAGGAGAGGGUUCUGCUCAACACGCCCACUCAGAUACCCAGGCCUCCACAGUACCAACAGUGCACGAGUAGAGAGUCUUCCUUCCCCAACAUGCAGGACGUAGACCACCUGGUUCUGAAGGUGCUCGAUGUCCAGGAAGCCCGACAGAAGAUGCACCAGCUGCAAGAAGAGCUCAACUGGGAGAGGCAGAACUACGAGGGUUUACAAGGGCCGAUCCAACAGAACGGACUGGAUCCCUCGAAGUCAGAAAUCCAGAAACUACAGAACCACAUCCAGCAGCUCGAGUACAAUGUGAAAGCAACAGCCACGAAGCGUUUCCAGCUGCUGAAGGAGUGCGUGGACUGUCUGGACCAGUGUCAGACCCGACUGAUCAGCAGGCUGAAGUCGUGGAGGUGGGAGCAGCACAAGGCCGCCAUUGGACAUCCCUUUGACGACAACCUCAACCCGCUGCAGACCUGGUGUGAGCAGCUGCUUGGAGUGAAUGGGAAACUGCGACAGGAAUUGAUGCUGAUAGGGGAACCGAUCCCAGAGCUCCAGGAAAGGCUGGGCCAACUUCUGCAGGUUCUGGUUCAAAGCUCUCUUGUAGUGGACAAGCAGCCCCCACAAGUCAUUAAGACCCAGUCAAAGUUCUCCACGACUGUGCGAUAUCUGCUGGGGGAGAAAAUAGCUCCUGGGAAGCCUGUGGUGCUGAAGGCGCAAAUCAUUAAUGAACUGCAGGCCAGGAACCUGGGCAGUGUACCCGGGGAUAACGUGGGCGAGCUGAUCAACAACACGGCCAUCCUCGAACACAACACAUCCAGCAAGAGCACAUGUGCCACCUUCAGGAAUAUGUCCAUCAAGAAGAUCAAGAGGGCCGACAGAAAGGGAUCAGAGUCUGUGACAGAGGAGAAAUUUGCUCUCCUGUUCUCGGCAGAGAUCACCAUCACAGGCUGUGACACUCCCUACAGGAUACAGAUGAUCUCACUGCCGGUGGUCGUCAUUGUCCACGGGAGUCAAGACAACAAUGCUCUGGCCACCAUCAUCUGGGACUGUGCUUUUUCUGAAGCAGACAGAGUGCCUUUCGUGGUGCCGGAGCGUGUGCCCUGGAGGAUGAUGUACAGCACUCUCAACAGUAAAUUCACCGCUGAGGUGCAGACACAACACAAUCUGGACCAUUACAACCAGCACUUCUUGGCCCAGAAGAUAUUCGACAAGCCUGACUUUGCUGACGACUUCAGCAACAUGAUGGUGUCCUGGGCCCAGUUUAAUAAGGAGGUUCUCCCGGGUCGACCGUUCACGUUCUGGCAGUGGUUUGAGGGAGUGAUGGAGCUGACCAAGAAGCACCUGAAGACCUACUGGAGUGAAGGGCUGAUAUUUGGCUUCAUUGGGAAGCAGCAUCUACACCUGAUUCUCAAAGACAGGCCCAACGGGACGUUCUUGCUUCGCUUUAGUGACUCUGAGAUCGGAGGGAUCACCAUUGCAUAUGUGUCUGCUACUGAGAAUGGGGGACAGAAAAUCCAGAACAUCCAGCCCUUCACCAAGAGAGACCUUGAGAUCCGUAGCCUUGGCGACCGCAUCCGGGACAUCAGCCACAUAACACACCUGUAUCCUGAAUUUCCUAAACAUGAAGUUUUCAAAAAAUUCUACUCAGAGCCUCAGGCGUCACCCAUCGGAGGUUACAUCCCUGUGUCGCUCCACACUAAAGUCGGCAUGGAAGCUGGCACAGCCACGCACCCAGCUCCCAGUAUGGCCCCUCUCGCUGAAAGCCCUCACAGCACUGUCGGCUUCCCAGUGCAUCAGUUCCAGCAGCCAUUCAGCCCACAAGAGUCCAUCCCUCAGGACAUAAUGGAGACAGCACCGACUCCUGCGGUGGAGUUCAGUCCAAACCCUCCUGUUGUCUUCACUGAACACAUUUCCACAGGUAACAAUAUGGAGCUAGAUUUUGACACUCUCCUCCAGACUCUGAAUAAUUAGGAAGGCUUCCCAUCAAAGUUGUUUUUGAAGAGCAAAACAGACAUCAAACACAGACCAGGAGUAAACUCAUCUGUCUGACCUUCACGUGAACGAAGCGUCAUUGCGCCAGACUUUCUUCCUCCGCUUCCAUAACCCGUCUACACCUUCAUCUACUUCUGAGAGGUUGGAGGCAAAUUUGAUUCCUGUGGGACUCAUCGUGUUGAGCUGGCGCUACGUGGAAAGCAGGAAAUCAAUUUAAAGACAAGGUCAAACUGAGAGCAAACCAGAAUGAAGGGUCAUCGCUGUCUGUCGGCCAUCUUUGUUGUGCAACCUUUCCUUUCUCUCUCUCUCUCUCUCUCUCUCUCUCUCUCUCCUGAUGGUAGGUUUGUUGAUGGUGAUUUCUCUACUUGUGUGUGUGUGUACUAAACUCCAGGCGUCUUGGAAAAUAAGUGAUUUACUGUACAGAUUACAGCGCUUUUCCACCGUCGACCAAACACGCAUGAAAGCAGGCAGUGUGAUACUUCUGGCCACUGGAGAUUACUGUCUAGAUCAUUUUGUCAUCUGUAAUUGUUGAUUUUUUUUAAGUCAUGAUGAGGAAAGCAUAUUUAACAGGUUCCCCCCCGUUGUGUAUAACCCUUGUGAUUGAAAACCCCGGCGGAGGAUGAGCUAUAGCAUGUUGUACACUCAGUCUCACAGUAACACACAAUAUGCAUGGUAAAUACUUCAUUAAAGCUUUGUGAGCCUGACCCGCUCUGUGUUAUAUUUAGGAUUAGGAACAUGAAAGGAACAAUAAGCUUCUCCAUCACUGGUGACUGUGAAACUAUACCACAUUGACAGACACUUACAAUGCAGCAGAUGGCAGAGCUGGUGGUGAUGGUGCUGGUGGGAAAUGCUUCUAUUAUUCUGUUUACUUAAAGACUCAUUUGUGCGUAUUUUAUGUUAUUUGUAUAUAUUUCUAAAGCUUUUGUGAGCUAAUUCCAGCCAAAAAUUGUUGCCAUUUUUGUAAGUCUGUAUCAGGUCCUGCUAACGGAGUAUAUGUUUCCUGGUGACAUGGUUUAGGUUCUUUGCACACACAAACAAGCAGUUUGUUUAUCUGUCUUCAGUCCCUGGAGUGCUAAAACCGAUGAAAGUAAAUGAUCAAUGAUUCUUCCUUUAUUCUUCUCAAAUUUAAUUUAACUAAAUUAAUGUAACGUUUUGGUUUGAGUUGUGUGAUAAAGAUGAAAAAAGUGAAUAAGGGCAAUCGGAAAUGAAGAACGAAGAACUAAUUAGCAUUUGUAGUUCGUUGGAAUCAUUACAAGAUAAAUCAGACUGUUUUUCUGAAAGGGGAUGCAGGGAUCUUUAAAUCUAAUUUUGUUUGGACUUUAGCAGCUUUUCUUCACAGCUGAAUGUAUAUCAAAACCAAUUUUCCAAACUAAGCUCUGGUUUUAUGAGAAGCUUUGCACUACCUGCCUUCACUGUCAAUGUUAUGCAUGGAUGAAUACAGUGGUGUGCUGGAUGUACCAUGAUGCAUGUAUGUUUGCCGGAUGAUAACCUUUUAUAUCUUGUGGACUGACUUUUGGAUAAAUCACUCCGAGGCUACUACUACAAUCCGUAUAAUCUUUUAACCGUGGUGACAAAAUAAAAGCUCAGUUUUUCGCAAAAUAUCAAAAAUAUUU
Molecule: messenger RNA, 4586 nt
Organism: Chelmon rostratus (copperband butterflyfish)
Lineage: Eukaryota; Metazoa; Chordata; Actinopteri; Chaetodontiformes; Chaetodontidae
Gene: stat6
Product: signal transducer and activator of transcription 6, interleukin-4 induced
Exons: 20
Coding region: 664-2952 (762 amino acids)
Biological process (GO): defense response; regulation of cell population proliferation; regulation of transcription by RNA polymerase II
Molecular function (GO): DNA-binding transcription factor activity, RNA polymerase II-specific; RNA polymerase II cis-regulatory region sequence-specific DNA binding
Source: RefSeq, a predicted model, not a curated record